Messenger RNA from Gastrolobium bilobum, 1210 nucleotides. Its product is annotated as LRR receptor-like serine/threonine-protein kinase ER1. The record is from RefSeq and is a predicted model, not a curated record. Lineage: Eukaryota; Viridiplantae; Streptophyta; Magnoliopsida; Fabales; Fabaceae. Bases 1 to 1170 code for a protein of 389 amino acids. The transcript has a single exon. Gene Ontology annotation, molecular function: protein binding.
AUGAACCCUUUGGAUCUCAAAGCCCUUCUUUUAAUCAAGAACUCACUCACUGAAGUCUCACCCACCAAACCCUUCUUCUCCACCUGGAACCUCACCGCACUCGAUCCCUGCUCUUCCUUCUCCGGCGUCACCUGCAACCUUGACCGAGUCACCAUUCUCUCACUCGGCACCAACUCACUCCGACUCGCCGGGUCACUCCCCCAAUCCAUCUCCGCACUCACCGAGUUAACUCAGCUCAUUCUCUCCCCAGGAAUCGUCACCGGUUCCAUCCCACCCGAACUGGCCCAACUCACCAAACUCCGAGUCAUCUCCUUACCCAACAACCGCUUCACCGGAACCAUACCCACCACAUUCUCCUCUCUCACAAACCUCCACACUCUCGACCUGAGUUACAACCAACUCGCCGGGUCAAUCCCACCGAGUCUCACCGAGUUGCCACAACUCAAGGUCCUCAUCCUAGCCUCCAACUCGCUCACCGGCGCGUUACCGGAAAACGUUUCCUCGCCGUUACUCCAUUUGGAUUUGAAGAACAACCAACUCACGGGGCCGUUACCACAGUCAAUGCCGUCAUCACUCCGUUAUCUCUCGCUGUCACAGAAUCGAAUGUGGGGUCCUCUCCCCAACGGGUUGGAGUCGCUUUCAGAGUUAGUGUUCCUCGACCUUAGCAUGAACCAGUUUAAUGGGCCCAUCCCGGCCCAAAUCUUCUUCCGGCCCACACUCUCUUCCCUAUUUUUGCAACGGAACAAUCUCUCUGGUGGGCUUCCACAUGGGCCCUGUAAAGGACCGUUGAUUGGGUCCUCAUCUUACGGUCAAGGAUCUAUUGUUGAUCUGAGCCAUAACUCACUCAGCGGGGAACUGUCAACGGUGUUUGAUGGAGCGGAGAGUUUAUUCUUGAAUAAUAACCGUUUAAUUGGGAGAGUGCCUGAGGAGUACGUUAAGAACGUGUGCCGCGGUAGCACCAGAACAUUGUACCUUCAGCAUAACUACUUCACGGGGAUACCGUUGAAGGAGGGAACGGUUUUGCCCGAUACGGCGACUUUGUGCUUGUCGUACAACUGCAUGGUGCCGCCGCCGGCGACUCCAAAGACGUGUCCCGCCAGUGCCGGAGAACAAUUGUCGAGGCCGGUGGCGCAGUGUUCCGUGUUUAAAAAUCACCACAAAAUAGGUUAAUCGGUUUGGUGUUAUUAAUGUGUAGGGUUGAUAUGUAGGG